Molecule: messenger RNA, 675 nt
Organism: Saccoglossus kowalevskii
Lineage: Eukaryota; Metazoa; Hemichordata; Enteropneusta; Harrimaniidae
Product: alpha-tocopherol transfer protein-like
Cellular component (GO): membrane
Molecular function (GO): phosphatidylinositol bisphosphate binding
Source: RefSeq, a predicted model, not a curated record
GUACACUGUGUUUAUGUUAUCCGUAUUAUGAUAUCAUGACGUGUUUUUGAGUCUCGCCGGUGAAAUACGAUCCCGCACACAUCACUGAUUAAAAUGUCUACACCACCUGUUUAUGAGUGUAAAUUGAGCGUCGAACUACAGGAGAAAGCCAGAAGAGAACUUAAUGAAACCCAGGAAUCACGUACAAUUGGUUUAAAGAAACUAUUUGAGAUGGUCAGAUCACGCCCUGAUAUUACCUGUCCAACUGAUGCUGUUUUUCUUCUGGGUUUCUUACGAGCGCGAAAGUUUAAUAUUGACAGGGCAUGCAAGUUGUUGGAAAACUGGUGCAAAAUGCGAACGAGUAUACCCGAGGUUUUUAGCAACUAUAGGCCAUCGGAUUUGAAAGAGUUGAUAGAAAGUGGGGUAUGUGUCAUGUUGGAGUCACGUGAUAACGAAGGCAGAUCAGUGAUUGUUGAACGUCCAGGUAACUGGGAUGUGAAGAAGUAUUCGGCAUGGGAUAUAACGAAAAUAGAAAUGAUGAUGUGUGAUCUACAUCUUCGAAAUGAAGAAACUCAGAUAAAUGGAAUCGUGGAUAUAUUCGACAUGGAAGGAUUCGGACUUCACCACAUGACACAAUUUGGGCCUCGCUUUCUAAUAAGAACAGCGCCUAUCAUGAACGCGGUAAGUACAAUAUGA